CAGGACGCUGAGCCCGGGCUGUGCUCCGAAAAGGACGUGGCGAGCUACAGCGCGAUCCCGGAUGCUGGCGCGCAACUUGGAGCAACUUUAAGAUCGGAGCAGCCCGCAGGCGCGCGGAGACCCAGAGAAAUUAGUGAGCGAGCACGAAGAUGCCUCGGCCCGGCCGUAACACGUACAGCGACCAGAAGCCGCCCUACUCGUACAUAUCGCUGACCGCCAUGGCCAUCCAGAGCUCGCCAGAGAAGAUGCUGCCGCUGAGCGAGAUCUACAAGUUCAUCAUGGACCGCUUCCCCUACUACCGGGAGAAUACGCAGCGCUGGCAAAACAGUCUGCGCCACAACCUCUCCUUCAACGAUUGCUUCAUCAAGAUCCCGCGGCGGCCCGACCAGCCCGGCAAGGGCAGCUUCUGGGCGCUGCACCCCAGUUGCGGGGACAUGUUCGAGAACGGUAGCUUCCUGCGGCGCCGCAAGCGCUUCAAGGUGCUCAAGUCCGACCACCUGGCGCCCAGCAAGCCCUCCGACGCGGCGCAGUACCUGCAGCAGCAAGCCAAGCUGCGCCUCAGUGCGCUUGCCGCCUCUGGCACGCAUCUGCCACAAAUGCCCGCCGCCGCCUACAACCUGGGCGGCGUGGCACAGCCCUCGGGCUUCAAGCACCCCUUCGCUAUCGAGAAUAUCAUCGCGCGCGAGUACAAGAUGCCGGGGGGGCUGGCCUUCUCAGCCAUGCAGCCCAUGCCGGCCGCCUACCCGCUCCCCAACCAGUUGACUACCAUGGGCAGCUCGCUGGGCACCGGCUGGCCACACGUGUAUGGCUCCGCGGGCAUGAUCGACUCAACCACCCCCAUCUCCAUGGCGAGUGGUGACUACAGCGCCUACGGCGUGCCGCUGAAGCCACUGUGCCACGCGGCGGGCCAGACGCUGCCCGCCAUCCCCGUGCCCAUCAAGCCCACCCCUGCCGCCGUGCCAGCGCUGCCUGCGCUGCCCGCGCCCAUCCCCACCUUGCUUUCGAACUCGCCGCCCUCGCUCAGCCCCACAUCCUCGCAAACAGCCACCAGCCAAAGCAGCCCCGCCACCCCCAGCGAGACGCUCACCAGCCCGACCUCCGCCUUGCACUCGGUUGCUGUGCACUGACCCGGAGCGGCCGGCGCCUCCUCUGGUUCCCCUUCCCGCCAGCUCUCUCGCUUUCCCCGGCCCCCAGACCAGCCCUUCCAGACCUGGGGCCGCCACCCAAACUUGUCCAUUUCACCUUCGGCCAACUCUCUCCCUCACGAGAACUUUGUUUUGGACGUAGGAGACAAAACACAAACUUGCAGAUGGGCCUGGAGUUGCCCUGGCCCCCAAAGAGAGGA
Messenger RNA from Choloepus didactylus (southern two-toed sloth), 1345 nucleotides. It is a transcript of the gene FOXB1, whose product is annotated as forkhead box B1. Bases 150 to 1127 code for a protein of 325 amino acids. Gene Ontology annotation, biological process: regulation of transcription by RNA polymerase II; cell differentiation; anatomical structure morphogenesis. The transcript is spliced from 2 exons. The record is from RefSeq and is a predicted model, not a curated record. Gene Ontology annotation, molecular function: DNA-binding transcription factor activity, RNA polymerase II-specific; RNA polymerase II cis-regulatory region sequence-specific DNA binding. Lineage: Eukaryota; Metazoa; Chordata; Mammalia; Pilosa; Megalonychidae.